CAAUAGCGUUUCGAGUAAGACAGAGAGGCCUCAACAUGUCUCGGACUUAGGGCAUUGCGUAGGUAGUCUCUCGCUUUCGACAACAUGCGCGAAUCUGCUUGUCAACGUUUUCGAGUGGAAAUUUCCCUGUUGCCUCUUUUCUUCUCUCCCAUCCAUUAACAGAACCUCACGACCCCGUGAUCUCCUGCAAAUUCAACACUUUGAAGAGAUCACUCCGCCGCGAAUUGAGAACAAGGUUCAAGAUGCACCUCUCCCGAGGUGUGCUGAUAGCACUCGCUCUGGGCGCUUCGAAUGUUGCAGCACGACCCCAGUUUUCCUUCAACCUGGCUUUUAACAUUGGCCCGGAGGAGCAACCGAGCAGCCACAGCAACCCCGAGCCAACUACAUCUGCCGCUCGGGUACAGGAAUCUUCAUCCUCAGGAGCAGGCAACCUUUUCAGGGGUCGGUUUCGCGGUUCCAACGACCACACCACUUCCCAACCAGACGGCCAGAAAACCCCUCUUACAAGCAAUAACCAACAAGCCCACGCACGACCAUCAAACGCAGCUGGUCCUUCAGUUGUCUUCGAUGGCCUCAAAUCCGGGUCUGCCUCUUACACCACUGUUUCCGGCCCUAUCAGUGCUGUAGGCCAUUCCUCUUCGAAUCCCCCUCCUUCCAAAAACCAAACGGUUCCUGCUGGCCGCCCUUCAAACGGUCUGAAUGGGAACUCGCAGUACGAUGGCGGCGGAAGCCCCUCCCAAGCGGGUCAAUCUUCUCCCACAAUCACUAAAGCCGGCACCGCUCAGUCAGAAGGCCAACCCCCGGUUUCAACAGGACUUGUCGGAGCAUCAACACUUAAGGAUCAAGACACCAGUCGCAAUACAACCAAGCCCGCUCCAUCGAGAAUCGUGUCAUGUUUGAUGUGCAAGAAGGGAAACAGGGCUCGAACCCCACCAGCUCUUUCAAGGCUGGUAAUAAUCGCUAUCAGACUGGCGAUCAUCGUGUUCAAGAAAGCUCAGCACCAGGAGGCCCCGGUGGCCAUUCUCAGUCCGCUUCCGCAAAGUCUAGAAACGAAGAUGCAUCACGACGUUCAUUCGAACAAUCCGCCAGCCAUAGAUAUUCGACCUCAUCCUCCAAAGUGCCCGGGGCGUGGCCCAUCUCGUCUAGAUCUGUACCUGAGUCCUCAAAGGCUUCUAUCAUCUCUGGGAAACUUCCUACCUUGGCUUCAAGCCAAGGGCCAGAACCCUCCUCGAUUUCAAGUCGGUUGAGAUCAGGAAUCUUGAAAGCAGGAGAAUCUACGCGCACCCGCGAACUGCCAAAAGCAUCGCCAAUCUCGGGAAGCCAGAAAGUUCCAUCAGCCCAAGGCAAGCCAUCUGCCUCUGGACCAGGAAGUGGACCAAAUUUCUCCUCGCUGUCAGGGGGAAGUAGCUCUGAAUUCAGC
Messenger RNA from Hyaloscypha bicolor E, 1420 nucleotides. RefSeq lists its product as uncharacterized. The coding region runs from base 243 to 1247 and encodes 334 amino acids. The record is from RefSeq and is a predicted model, not a curated record. Lineage: Eukaryota; Fungi; Ascomycota; Leotiomycetes; Helotiales; Hyaloscyphaceae. The transcript has a single exon.